Molecule: messenger RNA, 3453 nt
Organism: Oncorhynchus mykiss (rainbow trout)
Lineage: Eukaryota; Metazoa; Chordata; Actinopteri; Salmoniformes; Salmonidae
Product: alkaline ceramidase 3
Biological process (GO): phytosphingosine biosynthetic process; ceramide metabolic process
Cellular component (GO): endoplasmic reticulum membrane
Molecular function (GO): N-acylsphingosine amidohydrolase activity
Source: RefSeq, a predicted model, not a curated record
UUUCGGUCAUAAUUAGUUAGUACUAAAGAUGCUGCACUCCUCCUUAACUCACACACACACAAAAACCAUUCCUUCCUCCCUCGCUCUGUAAGUGUAUACUUGUCAGACGUCAUGAUACGUCAUCAGAAGUGUCCACUUCAUUUGAGGGCUGAGGGGAUAGGGUGUGUCUUUUAAGUGUUUGGACUGCAAGCCACACAAAACUGCCCGAUCGUUUUUUCCAUCAUGGCUCCAUCCGCAGACAGGCUGGGAUACUGGGGGCGGCCAACCUCAACGCUAGAUUGGUGUGAGGAUAAUUAUGUCGUCUCUUUCUACAUCGCAGAAUUCUGGAACACUGUCAGCAACCUCAUUAUGAUCCUGCCUCCCAUCUACGGUGCCAUCCAGACGUAUAAAGACGGCCUAGAGUUCCGCUACGUCUACUCUUUUCUGGGACUGGCAGCUGUUGGCAUCGGUUCCUGGUGCUUCCAUAUGACGCUGCAAUAUGAGAUGCAGUUGCUGGAUGAGCUGCCAAUGAUCUACAGCACCUGUGUCUUUGUCUACUGUCUAUAUGAAUGCUUCAAGCAAGAAAACACUCUGAGUUUAUUUCCUAUCACAUUGUUAUUGUUCUUCAGUGUCUCAGUCAGUGUGGUGUAUUUACAAUGGAAAGAGCCAGUAUUUCACCAGGUCAUGUAUGGUGCGCUUGUAGCCUGCUUGGUGAUGCGUUCUCUCUUCAUAGUUACAUGGGUCUACCCCUGGCUCAAACCUAUGUGUUACAUCUCCCUGAGUGUCUUCCUGCUGGGGUUCCUGUUGUGGAACAUUGAUAAUCUGGCAUGUGACUCACUCAGAUCCACCAGACAGAGAUUGCCCCCUGUUGUUGGGGCGGUGACACAGUUCCAUGCCUGGUGGCACAUCCUCACAGGCCUGGGCUCCUACCUACACAUACUCUUCAGCCUCCAGAUACGGUCAAUCUACCUCAAACACAGACCAAAAGUAAAGUUUAUAUGUGGAGUGUGGCCCAUGUUGCACAUGGAGGCUCAGAAGACAAGCUGAGUGGCUGGAGACCAUGAAGGAGGGUGACUACCAUACAACAGGCAUCAGCAAAGGGACCUGACCUGCUAGUCUGCCAACUCCCCCUCUGCUGUCUCUGGGACACAUACUGUACACCCCACUACCAGAGGUCUGGCAGGUCACCCCCCAACCUACCACUCCAGGGACCCUUUUGUUUCACACUGUGUGGAUUUGCCAAGUACAGCAUAGCGUUGAGAGUUGAUAUGGAAUGAUUUUUCUCUUUCAUCGAUCACAAUCGGAUUUUCAUGGUGAUGUUGUAGUGUUUUUGUUUUUAAGUUCUCAAACAUUUUGAAUGCAUUAAUGUACAUACUUUCCUGUAUGUCGAUGCAUAUAUGAUAUGUAGCUGCCCUGCCCGAACAUGGAUAUUUUCUGGAAUAAGAUUAGGAAAAAAGACAAAAGUCAUAAGAACACAUCUAAAUUAUAUUAGUGUAUGUAUUAUAACAUUCAAUAUGAUACUUUAGCAUAUUCACAAACCAUAAUAAUGUCAGAUGGUCAGGUUGAGCUGGCUGUAUUUUUCAUUGGUUAUGUUUAGACCCGGGAACUGGUUUAUACUACCCUAUUUUUUUCAAUAUAAAUGAGCAGGCGCUCUUAUCCAGAGAGACUUAAGCCUUCCGCAUGCUUUGGUUCGGCUGAUGCUUAGCCGAACAAGUGUUCAUAUACUCCCUUAAAAGACCUUCGCUUGAGCCUCCCGAGUGGCGCAGAGGUCUAAGGCAGUGCUAGCUGUGCCACUAGAGAUCCUGUUUUGAGUACAGGCUCUGUCGCUGCUGGCCACGACCGGGAGACCCAUGGGGCGGUGCACAAUUGGCCCAGCGUUGUCUGGGUUAGGGGAGGGUUUGGCCGGCUGGGAUGUCCUUGUCCCAUCACGCUCUAGCGACUCCUGUGGUGGGCCGGGCACAUGCACGCUGACACGGUUGCCAGGUGUACAGUGUUUCCUCCGACACAUUGGUGCGGCUGGCUUCCGGGUUAAGUGGGCAUUGUGUCAAGAAACAGAGCGGCUUGGCUGGGUCGUGUUUCGGAGGACACACUGCUCUCGACCUUCGCCUCUCCCGAGUCUGUAUGGGAGUUGCAGUGAUGAGACAAGACUGUAACUAUCAAUUGGGGAGAAAAAGAGAUUUGAAAAAAAUGAAGAUCUUUAAAAAAAUAAAUGCCCUUCGCUUGAAAAAAGCAGCAAUUACUACUGUUUGUCCAUAUUGAAACUCCGUAGCCAGUAAACACAUUCUCAAAAUAGUCCAAAAUUAAUGAUAACUCAAGAAAUGUUUCAUUAAUUUUGACAUUUUUUCUGAGGAGAUCUUAGUUGCUCAACUUUACAUCUAAAAUGUUUGGUGCAGUAUUUCUCAAGUGAAAUAAUUAGCAUGAAAACGAUUAAUCUCUAGUUGAGUGACAGCAAACAUGAAGCAUUAACAAUGACAGCAUUGUAGAAUCCCUACUGUUGACCAAUCACCGACGAAGAAGCGUAAAGUUUGGUUACCAACUUUGGCUACCGACUUUGGCUUCCAUCUAAAAAUGUUUGUGUGCACGAACAGCCCAAAAAAACCUUGCCAAAGACCAAAACAAAGAAAAAAAUCAUAACUGUUUCGGAUGGGAAGCCUGCAGACACCGUUACAGUUAGUGCAUUCAUCUUGAGAUACCUAGGUCAGACAACCGCAUAUCACAGUCAUAGUAAGUACAUUUUUCCUCAAAGAAGUUAUCAGCAAAUGUCAGUGCUAGUAGGAAAACACAAGUGCAUAAGCAUGAAUUAAAUGUCUUAUUUAAGAUACUUUUUGAAGAGGUAGUGUUUCAGACAUUUUGGGAAAAUUGGCAGGGACUCUGCUGUCCUGACAUUAGGGGGAAGCUUGUUCCAUCAUUGGGGUGCCAGAACAGAAGAGUUUUAGGGGUGGGAGGCCCAAGACACCAGAGGUGGCAGAGGUUCCCUUCUCUAAGGGAAUCUGGUCUAGAUGAUACAGUGUGUGCUGGUUACAGACAGGACUGAAACAGAGAUGGCAGGGAAAGGUAUAAUAAAUCAGUUAUAUUGACUACAGUCAUAUGUCCUUUGCAACGUCUUGGUAACACAGGAACACUCUUUGACUUCAAUGACAUGUAAUGUAUGCCAAGACUGCAGCUGCAUUAUACUUGUUGUUUAGAUAUUUUUACAUUUACAUGUCCAUGUGUUUUAUGAUUUACUUCAUUAAUAUUAACAAAUCGACAGGAGAUUAUACAAGUUAAGGAUUGUUCCAUUUCAAAAAAUACAGUCACGUUGUCAUAGUGGAAAUUUCAAGGAUACAGGGUAAUUAUUUUCAUGUGUAUGUAUUUUUAUUUGCCAACGCAAAAGAUCAUGAAGAAAGUUUACCUGAAAUAAAGAUAUCUGCACAAGCCUUGGUGUUGCUGCCAAAAGGAGGAAUGAGAAAAUAGUGUUUUGACUGACCACUGAAA